This is a messenger RNA of Fusarium venenatum, 1254 nucleotides long. Lineage: Eukaryota; Fungi; Ascomycota; Sordariomycetes; Hypocreales; Nectriaceae. The record is from RefSeq and is a predicted model, not a curated record.
AUGGAGAAGUUCGAUAUCGUCCUCCUCGGCGCAACCGGAUACACAGGCCGUCUAUGCGCAGCAUACAUGGCUCGGGUACUCCCAAAGACUAUAUCUUGGGCUAUAGCAGGACGUAGCAAAUUUAAACUCGAGCAGCUAUACAAACACCUUGAGCUCCAACAGAAGCCAUGCACUAUAUACACUCUUGACCUCGCCUCCGAAACAGUCAUCAUAGAGCUUGUGAAGAAGACAAGCGUAGUUAUAAACACUAUUGGCCCUUAUGCUACAACUUGUGGGACAUCUGUGAUUAAAGCAUGUGCUGGAAAUGGCACAGAUUAUGUGGAUUGCAGCGGAGAACCCGCCUGGAUGCAAGAAAUCAUCAAGAAUUAUGAUGAGAUAGCACAAAAGACAGGCUCAAAAAUAAUCAUGACCACAGGCUGGGCCGCCGUCCCCGCAGAUCUAUCAGUUUAUCUCUCCAUUCUCAAACUCCGUAGACACGUUUCUCUACCAACGCGUGAAGUCCUCGUCUGUCUUGACGACGUCCGCGGCUCCUUCAGUGGUGGCAGCCUCAGCUCGCUAUGCAGUCUUGAGCCCACCACCCUGGCCCCAUUCGAUAUGUCGCCCGUGGUAAGAACUGAUGCAGAAAUCGCCAAAGACGGUAUUUUACCUGCCCUGAACGUCUUUGGUGUGCAAGUAGUCGACGACUUAGGUGCUUUGGUACAGAGCUCUCAUUCACAGAUCGAGACAGCUAUUGUGGGACGCAGCUGGGGUUUGUACGCUGAAAAGGGACCAGAUUCUCUUGGGCCGGAGAGUUAUGGGACAAACUUCUUCUUCUCAUCGCGCAUGAAGUGUUCCAAUCCGUUAUUUGCAUGGGCAUUUCGAUCGAUUUACACCGUUCUGGAGAACGCUAUAACCAAAAUACCCCCUCUGCGUUACCUCGUUACACGAAUGUUUCCGCCAGGAACAGGUCCAUCUGAGGAAGUGCGCAAGGGGCAUUAUUUCAAAUAUCGUGUCGUGGCUGUACCAGACAAGAAAGAAACCAAUCCUGCACCAAGAGCCGAGGUCAAGUUCGAAUACGACGGUGAUCCGUAUGUCUUUACAAGCGUGGCUUUAACCCAAGCGGCUUUGGUUCUACUUCAAGGGGACACGCCAGCCCAUAGACGAGGAGGUAUCUUGACACCUGCUUCGUUGGGCGAGAGUUUCGCAGAAAGGCUAAAGCAGCCGGACGCAGGCGUCAGGAUAGAGGCUAAGGUGAUAGGUGAUGAAGUCUAUUAA